Messenger RNA from Salvia hispanica, 3615 nucleotides. RefSeq names its product kinesin-like protein KIN-5D. Gene Ontology annotation, cellular component: mitotic spindle; spindle microtubule. Gene Ontology annotation, molecular function: microtubule binding; plus-end-directed microtubule motor activity; ATP binding. The record is from RefSeq and is a predicted model, not a curated record. Gene Ontology annotation, biological process: microtubule-based movement; spindle elongation; mitotic spindle assembly. NCBI's taxonomy places the organism in Eukaryota, Viridiplantae, Streptophyta, Magnoliopsida, Lamiales, Lamiaceae.
CAUGCUUCUACUCUUUCUCUCACUAGAUUCUCUUUCUACUCUCUAAACUCAACUCCCUCUGCUUUAAUUUUAAGAUAAUCGAGACGGCCCCUGUUCACCUCUUGUCUCUAUAGCCUUGCCAUUUGUACUACUCACAUUCUCCUUCUGCAUUCCCAGAUUGCCGCCCUCUUCUUACCUCAUCUCUAGUUCAGUGCAGGAGGAUUGAUCCGUUAAUUAGUGGAAGCGGUGAGAUUUGGAGCGUUGAAUUGCGAUGGAAGCUACACAGAGAAGAGGAGGCGGUGGCGGAGGAGGAGGAAUGGUGCCGAUUUCCCCAUCGCAGACGCCGCGCUCGAGUGAUAAGGCGGGGAGAGAUCUGCGAUCCGGGGAGGGGAGCUUCAAUGGGAAGCAAGACAAGGAGAAAGGUGUCAAUGUGCAGGUCAUUGUUCGAUGCAGGCCGUUGAGCGAGGAUGAGGCGAGAAUACAUACGCCUGUGGUGAUUUCUUGCAAUGAUAACAAAAGAGAAGUCUGUGCUGUUCAGACUAUUGCUAAUAAGCAGAUAGAUAGGACUUUCCUUUUUGACAAGGUCUUUGGGCCAUCAUCCCAGCAAAAGGAUUUAUUUGAACAAGCAGUCUGCCCUAUUGUGUUUGAGGUGCUAGAGGGGUAUAACUGCACCAUCUUUGCCUAUGGGCAAACGGGAACUGGGAAGACGUAUACGAUGGAGGGUGGAUCAAGGAAAAAGAAUGGUGAAUAUCCAAGUGACGCAGGAGUUAUUCCAAGAGCUGUUCGGCAAAUUUUUGACAUUUUAGAGGCUCAGCAUGCUGAGUAUAGCAUGAAAGUCACAUUCUUAGAACUAUAUAACGAGGAAAUAUCAGAUCUUUUAGCACCAGAAGAAACUUCAAAAUUUCCCGAGGACAAAUCAAAGAAACCUAUUGCGCUUAUGGAGGAUGGAAAAGGUGGAGUUUUUGUUCGGGGACUGGAAGAAGAGAUUGUGACUACUGCGAAUGAGAUUUAUAAGAUCUUAGAGAAAGGUUCUGCUAAAAGGAAGACAGCGGAGACUCUUCUUAACAAACAGAGCAGUCGCUCUCACUCUAUCUUUUCUAUCACUAUUCACAUCAAGGAGUGUACCCCAGAAGGAGAGGAAAUGAUCAAAUGUGGGAAGCUGAAUCUCGUUGACCUUGCUGGUUCAGAGAAUAUUUCACGCUCUGGCGCUAGAGAGGGCAGAGCAAGGGAAGCUGGUGAGAUUAACAAGAGCUUGUUGACACUUGGUCGAGUUAUAAAUGCUUUGGUUGAGCAUUCUGGUCAUGUGCCAUACAGGGAUAGCAAGUUAACAAGGUUGCUGAGAGAUUCUCUGGGAGGAAAAACGAAAACAUGUAUAAUUGCCACGGUAUCCCCUUCCAUACUUUGUUUGGAAGAGACACUCAGCACACUAGACUAUGCACACCGAGCCAAAAACAUAAAGAACAAACCUGAGAUCAACCAGAAGAUGAUGAAAUCUGCUGUGAUCAAGGAUUUAUAUUUUGAAAUUGAUCGACUCAAGCAAGAGGUGUAUGCUGCAAGAGAGAAGAAUGGAAUAUACAUACCAAGAGAUCGUUAUCUCCAAGAGGAGGCAGAGAAAAAGGCCAUGUCAGAAAGGAUAGAGCGUAUGGAACUUGAUCUAGAUUCCAGGGACAAGCAACUAGCAGAACUCCAGGAUUUGUACAACUCUCAGCAGCAGUCGACUGCUGAACUGAGUGAUAAGCUUGAAAAGACUGAGAAAAGGCUUAAGGAAACUGAGCAUGUGUUGCUUGAUCUUGAAGAAAGGCAUAUGCAGGCAAAUGCAACAAUAAAAGAAAAGGAGUUUUUGAUUUCCAAUCUUCUGAAAUCUGAGAAAGCACUCAUAGAGCGGGCACUAGAGCUUCGGUCAGAACUGGAGGAUGCUGCAUCAGAUAUCACUAAUCUGUUCACCAAGAUUGAACGCAAGGACAAAAUUGAAGAUGACAACAGAACUCUUAUACAGAGGUUCCAGUCCCAAUUGACUGAGGAGCUAGGUGUCUUGCACAAAGCUGUGGCAUCAUCGACCACACAGCAAGAACAACAGCUAAAAGAGAUGGAAGAAGACAUGCAUUCAUUUGUAUCUACAAAAACUGAGGCUACUGAAGAGCUUCGAGGUCAUCUAGAGAAACUUAAAACCAUGUAUGGAUCUGGGAUCAAGGCUUUAGAUGAUUUAGCUGGAGAACUUAAUUCUAACUCCGAAUCAACUUUUGGGCAACUGAACUCUGAAGUCUCUAAACACUCCUCGGCCUUUGAAGAGCUUUUCAAGGGAAUAACUUCCGAGGCUGACGCUUUACUUCAUGAUCUUCAAGAUAGUCUGCAGAGUCAGGAGAAAAAGCUAACUGCUUAUGCUGAACAACAGCGAGAGGCUCAUAGCAGAGCUGUCGAAACUACAAGAUCAAUUUCUCAGAUUACUGUAAACUUCUUUAGGACAUUAGACGGGCAUGCUUCAAUGCUGGGACAAAUAUUCAAAGAGGCACAGACAAAUAAUGACCAGAAAUUAUCUGAACUUGAAAAGAAGUUUGAGGAGUGUGCUGCCCAUGAAGAAAAACAACUACUAGCAAAAGUGGCUGAGCUGCUUGCUGGUUCAAAUGCUCGGAAAAAGAAACUGGUCAAAUGUGCGAUUGUUGAACUUCGAGAGAGCGCUGCCAGCAGAACCAGUAAAUUACAGCAAGAGAUGUCAACUAUGCAAGAAACUACCAGCUCUAUCAAAGCUGAAUGGACAAGUUACACACAAAGUGCAGAAUCUCAUUAUCUUGAGGAUACUGCUUCAGUCCAAAUCGGGAAAGGAGAUAUGGAAGAGGUCCUUCAUAAAUGCAUGGAACAAGCCAAAUUGGGUGCACAACAAUGGAAAAGUGCUCAAGAGUCCCUGCUUCAUCUUGAGAAGACCAAUGUUGCUUCAGUAGAUGAAAUAGUUAGAGGAGGGAUGGAUACUAUUGACAUCUUAAGGGGACGUUUCUCUUCUGCUGUGAGUUCUGCAUUGGAAGACACAGAUACUGGAAGCAAGAAUCUUCUCUCCUCCAUUGACCGUUCGUUACAACUUGACCACGAGGCAUGUGGCAAUCUUGAUUCCAUGAUUGUUCCUUGUUGUGGAGACUUGAGGGAUUUGAACAGUGGACAUUAUCACAAGAUUGUCGAAAUUACAGAAACUGCUGGGAAAUGCCUCCUAGAAGAGUACACGGUUGAUCAACCAUCAUGUUCGACACCAAAGAAAAGACCAAUCAACCCGUCAAGCGUCGCCUCCAUCGAGGAACUGAGAACUCCAUCGUUCGAGGAACUGCUAAGUGUGUUUUGGGAUGCAAAAUCAUCAAAGCUAGCAAAUGGUGAUGCGAAGCAUAUUUUAGAAGCUGCCGUAGCCAUGAGAGACUCCCGACUUCCCCUCACUGCCCUCAAUUAAGGGAGUUGAUUGCUGCUUGAAAAGUAUAUGCAUAUAUAGUCAAGGCCCGGUGGCUUAUCCAUGAGGCCCCAAAUAUAUGUUCAACCUCUUCAUGAACUACACAUAUAGUAUAAUUCUACUAUAUAUACAUAUAUGAGUGUGUAUAUAUAAAUUCUUUUUGUAAAAUUGCCCUAUGAAAUCAGUUUAUAAUGAUGAUACUCGUUUUAUCU